Messenger RNA from Anoplophora glabripennis (Asian longhorned beetle), 1630 nucleotides. RefSeq names its product serine-threonine kinase receptor-associated protein (gene wmd). The coding region runs from base 91 to 1071 and encodes 326 amino acids. NCBI's taxonomy places the organism in Eukaryota, Metazoa, Arthropoda, Insecta, Coleoptera, Cerambycidae. Gene Ontology annotation, molecular function: RNA binding; protein binding. Gene Ontology annotation, cellular component: SMN complex. The transcript has 4 exons. Gene Ontology annotation, biological process: spliceosomal snRNP assembly. The record is from RefSeq and is a predicted model, not a curated record.
ACAUUAUCAUUUGAGUUCUUAUGCUGUCAAAUUAAGUCUUCUUUUUGAACAGACGUGUUUUGUCUGUAUUUUUUUUCCGAAUCCGAAGAAAUGGCAAAUCUGAGACAAACCCCUUUGACGUGCAGUGGUCACACCAGGCCCGUAGUUUACUUGGACUUUAGUGGAGUGACGGACAGCGGAUAUUUUCUAAUUUCGGCAUGUAAAGAUGGGAAGCCCAUGUUACGCCAGGGGGAUACAGGGGACUGGAUCGGUACCUUCGAGGGACACAAAGGAGCUGUUUGGGGUGUAGCUCUAAACACUGAGGCCACCCGAGCAGCCACCGGGGCUGCAGAUUUUACGGGAAAGGUGUGGGACGCCAUCUCGGGAGAGGAACUCCACUCUUUUCAACACAACCACAUUGUAAAAAGUGUAAAUUUUUCCAAGGACUCAACGCAUUUGACCACGGGAAGCAACGAAAAAUUAGUUAGAGUAUUUGACCUUAAUAAACCAGAAGCAGGUCCAGAAGUAUUUAGUGGGCACACGUCUGGAAUAAGACAUGUAUUUUUUUUUAGAAACGAUACGCAUCUUGUAUCCUGCGCUGAUGAUAAAACAUUAAGAGUUUGGGAUAGGUCGUCUGGAAAGGAGGUUCAGAAAGUAGAAUUCUCUUCGACGCCUAACAGUCUUGAAGUAUCCAAAGACGGAACAGUCCUCACUGUGGCCUACGCCAACCACGUCGUCUUCCUAGACUCUGAAACCCUCGCAAAAAUUCGUGAAUUCACGAUCCCUACCACCGUCAAUUCGGCUUCUCUCCAUCCCGACAAGAGCAUGUUCGUUACCGGCGGAGAUGACCUCAAAGUGUACAAAUUCGACUAUACCACCGGCACGGAGAUCGAAUCCUUCAAGGGCCACUUUGGGCCUGUUCAUUGCCUGAAAUUCUCUCCAGACGGGGAACUGUACGCUUCGGGAUCGGAAGACGGCACUCUGAGGCUGUGGCAAACCACAGUGGGGAAGACCUACGGUUUGUGGAAGUGUGUCGAUGGUCAAACGAACAACGAUCCCCUCUCGCCACCUAAGGAGGUGCAAGCCAAUUAGAAGAAGCCCUUCUGUUACAUGAACUAAAUAAAUUGAGAUAUCGGGGGUCCUGGUAAAUAAACACAUUUUUGUAGACGGUUUGUAAAGACAUACUCAUUUUUUUCUACAGUAUGUUUAUUUUCGCUUUAGUGGAGCAGCGAGUGAAGAUCGGGGCACAUUUUAUGCAUUUAUGUGUAUUUGAAGACGUGUUUUGAUUAUGAGCGAGUUUAAAAUGUUUAAUUUAUUGGAUUCUCGAGAUCAUUCUAUUUUUUUAUUCAGGGGACUACCUCUUUGACAGCUUUUGAUUCAUCUGGAACUUUUUACGAGUUGAAAAGUUUUGUUUCAAAAUUGUUUUUCUUUUAGGACUAGUUUUUAGUACCGGUGUUAUUUUAUAUAUUAUAUAUUUGAUUUAAUCAAUAUUUGCGUGGUAAGGAUGCGGCCACUGACUGAAAUGUGAUUGUAAGUAGUAUUUUCAUGAUUGCGUGAAUAAUAGACUUAUUUGUUUCAGAUUUGUAUUUUAACAUUUCUACAUUGUUUUUUUUUGUCUCAGAUGAUUAUUCAAAUAAAGAUUAUAGUAAAA